This is a messenger RNA of Lycium barbarum (goji berry), 1127 nucleotides long. Its product is annotated as E3 ubiquitin-protein ligase RMA1H1-like. Bases 198 to 920 code for a protein of 240 amino acids. Gene Ontology annotation, molecular function: ubiquitin-like protein conjugating enzyme binding; ubiquitin protein ligase activity; metal ion binding. The record is from RefSeq and is a predicted model, not a curated record. Gene Ontology annotation, biological process: ubiquitin-dependent protein catabolic process. NCBI's taxonomy places the organism in Eukaryota, Viridiplantae, Streptophyta, Magnoliopsida, Solanales, Solanaceae. The transcript has 2 exons. Gene Ontology annotation, cellular component: endoplasmic reticulum.
UCAAACCUUUCCUUCAUCUUUCCACAUUCUAAUUUCACCUCAUUUCCAAUUUUACAGAAAAAACUUAUCUCAGAUCACUUAACAAGAACAAGUAUUUGGAUUGAAUAUUCUGAUAUUUAUAUCCAUUUUCAACAACAUUCUUGAUAUUACAUAUUUAGGCAUAUUAGCAAACAAAGAAUUAAAUCAAGAGGUACAAAAUGGUCUUAGAGCAGCUUUUCCAAGAGCAAAUAGAAGAAACUACCUUUGAUGAUCACGAUAUUUCCUUAGAGAACUGGAAGAUAGUUGAUGCUAAGCAAGAAGACAAUCUCUCCGGAGGUUUUGAGUGUAAUAUAUGCCUGGAUCAUGUACAUGAUCCUGUUGUUACCUUAUGUGGUCACCUCUAUUGUUGGCCUUGCAUCUACAAAUGGAUACACUUCCAGAGCAUUUCUUCUGAAAAUACCGAUAACCAACAGCCACAAUGUCCUGUUUGCAAAGCUGAAGUCUCACAGAAUACAUUGAUUCCACUCUAUGGUCGCGGUCAAGCUACAAAACCAUCCGAGGACAAGGCCCCGAAUCUUGGUAUAGUCAUUCCACAAAGGCCUCCUAGUCCAAGAUACGGGGCUCAGACACUGAUAGCAACUACUAAUUCACAUCCAGCCCAUCAACUUCACCAUCGAAAUUAUCCUCAGCAGUCUCCAACACAUGAAAUGUAUACGACAGAACCAAUGCUAAGCCCCAGUGGCACGUCAACAGGGGAAAUUGUUUAUGCACGGAUGUUUGGAAAUUCAUCGGCUACUUUUUAUGCAUAUCCAAGUUCAUAUAAUCUAGCAGGGACUAGAAGUCCAAGGUUAAGAAGGCAACUAUCACAGGCUGAUAGAUCACUUAGCAGAAUUUGUUUUUUCUUAUGCUGUUGUUUAGUGACAUGUCUCAUCUUGUUCUGAUGACCACCUUCUCCGCUUGCUCAUACUUUGUAAAAUACUUAGUAGUUUAGUACUGUAAUAGAUAAUAAUAUACGGCUUGACUCAAUGUAACAGAUCACCCGGCUUUCAUACAGGAAAGGAAAGACCCCGCAUUUUUGUACUCUCCAACUUGGAGAUCCUCAAAACAAUCAGAAUAUAGUUUCUAGUUCACUAUUCUUAUGAUAAGAA